Messenger RNA from Antechinus flavipes (yellow-footed antechinus), 582 nucleotides. Its product is annotated as BRCA1-A complex subunit Abraxas 1-like. Gene Ontology annotation, biological process: protein K63-linked deubiquitination; attachment of spindle microtubules to kinetochore; mitotic spindle assembly. The record is from RefSeq and is a predicted model, not a curated record. NCBI's taxonomy places the organism in Eukaryota, Metazoa, Chordata, Mammalia, Dasyuromorphia, Dasyuridae. Gene Ontology annotation, molecular function: polyubiquitin modification-dependent protein binding; microtubule binding. The transcript is spliced from 6 exons. Gene Ontology annotation, cellular component: nucleus. The coding region runs from base 1 to 582 and encodes 193 amino acids.
AUGGCGUGUGAGGAGAUUUCGGCCACACUCUCGGGCGUCAUGCUUAGCACCCUUGCUCUUCAGCAUCUUAACUCCAACUUGGACACGGAAGGUUUUCUGCUUGGGGAAGUGACAGAGGCAGACUCUCAAUUGAGUGAUGCUCAAGUUUUGCGUACAAUUGUCAUACAAAGAUACAUUACAUCCAUUCAGCUUUUCAGCUUUUAUAAUUCAUCUGGUGAAAUCAAUGAGCAGGCACUGGAGAAGAUCAUACUGGGCUGUGAAAAGAACGUGAUUGGAUGGUACAAAUCCAGACAUAAUUCUGACCCAAUGAUUACCUUUCGAGAGAAGGUUCUUCACAAAAAUUUACAACAGCAUCUUUCAAAUCAGGGACUCGUUUUUCUCUUACUAACAUCAAGCACAGUCACAAAAAGCUGCUCCACUCAUAGAUUUGAUUAUGCAUUACAUAGACUUCAGGAAGGACUUUUCCAUAACGUACCUUUAGUGGUGGUCAACUUGGCUACGUCAGAACAGCAGACAUAUAAUACUAUGCCAGCUUCUUGUAGAUCUGCUGGCUUUCUCCGAACCAUCCACACAUACAGGUAA